This is a messenger RNA of Linum trigynum, 1350 nucleotides long. Lineage: Eukaryota; Viridiplantae; Streptophyta; Magnoliopsida; Malpighiales; Linaceae. The record is from the annotation of a GenBank genome assembly.
UAGCGCCCGAAUUAUCUGUGGGCGUACUCACCCAAACGUCCUAAAUCCCCCUUUUCUUUUUUGUUGGAUUUUUUACUACCGUCUUUAUACUCCUCUUCCAUGAUAUAAUUAAAGAGUUUAUCAUAACCAUAAAGUUCACCAUAUCAUCCAGCCAAGCAAACUUUAUGGAGGCCAACAACUUCUCUUCCAAGAUUUCCAACCUUAAUUCUUUUAUUAUUAACGAAAACAUUAAUCAUCUCGUCAAUUUGCGUUACGCAAAUAUUUACGUAGCUAUUACAGUUCAAUAAGAUGAAAUCUCAUAAUGUGAUUUGAUUAUUAGACCACACAUUACAUGGGAUUUAACUAACAACAUACUAUAACAGUAUGUAAAUUACAAAUACAUUACAUAAUUACCCUAGUGGUCUCUCGAGCUCACCGCAUAUUGUGAUGCCGAUUGGGGAGGAUGCCAGACGACUCGCAGGUCGACCACAUGAUACUACAUACAGCUGGGAGGUGCUCCGGUUUCAUAGAGGAUGAAGAAGCAAAAAAUGGUAUCUCGAUCGUCUGCUGAGGCGGAGUACCGGGCGAUGGCCAGCACGGUCAGCGAGGUUGUUUGGUUGCGUUUUCUCCUUACUGAGUUUGGUGUGCCGCAGCCAUGCCCGACACCUCUGCACUGUGAUAAUCAGGCAACUUUACACAUAGCUGCCAAUCCCGUUUUCCAUGAACGCACGAAGCAUGUAGAAAUGGAUUGCUACUUCGUGCGUGAGCGAGUGGUCUCCAAGGAGAUAGCACCGGUGAAGAUUGGUAGUUCUUCCCAGUUGGCGGACAUCUUCACCAAAGCCUUGGGCACGGAACAGUUUCAACGUCUUCUCUGCAAGCUUGGCAUUCGAGACCUACAUGCUGCAGCUUGAGGGGGAGUGUUGAACCGUGUAUCUUCUUGCACUCAUUUUCUUUUUUGAGGACCUUUCUGUUAUUUGCCUCUCUAACCUAAUUGCCCUAGUGACGUUUUAGAAAGGGUAUAUUAGGAGGGCUUUGUAGCCGAGUACUGUAUUCUGCGCAGCUCAUAUUCUCUGCAAACAUAAUAAGAUAAACUGAGAGCUUCGGCUCUCCGUGGAGUAGUCUCGCUCACGGAACGGGGAAACCACGUAAAUCGUAGUGUUGUGCUUCCGCAUUCUAGUAGAUUUUAGAAAAAGUUUUUGGAUACCAUGAUGAAUAUUUUAGUUUAUUUGCUUGAGAAAAUGAUACUUAUUGUAAAUUGACUCUUAUGUUAGGCUAGCAAUUGAAAGGUCACUUUUGAACAAUGAGUUAUGAUAUGGAAUAACAUAUGACUUGAAGGAUGUCUACAUGAUUGAAUAUACAAUGUUAUUCAAU